CCUCUAAGCUUUCACAGCCCUUGUGUAGCAACAAAUCGACAUGUCUUCGACCGGUGGCGGGUGGGCGCAGCUCCGGCAGCAGGCUCGCUCGUUAGAGACUCAAACCGAAACGCUCUUCCAUACAUACUCGCAGUAUGCCUCCAUGACACACAUACCCCAGAAACCUUCGGAAGAGGAGCUACGAACGGAGAAACAAUUGCAAGAGGUCCUUGAAAAGCGCGAGGCCCUCAUAGCACAGCUUUCCCGCCUCCUUGACUCCGAAUCCGCCCUUACCUCCUCGGCCAUGAAACAGACCCACGUCGCACGCCACCGAGAAGUCCUGCAGGACCACCGCCGAGAACUCGCUCGUUUGCGGUCAACGAUAGCGGAUGCGCGCAACAAGGCCAACCUCCUCUCCAACGUCCGAUCUGACAUUGAUGCGUACCGCUCUUCGAACCCUGCCAACGCCGAGGCCGAGUACAUGCUCGACGAGCGGCGGCGAAUCGACAAUAGCCACACCAUGGCCGACAGCGUCCUUUCCCAGGCGUAUGCCGUGAAUGAGAACUUUGGGAUCCAGAGGGAAUCGCUCGCCAGCAUAAAUCGGAGGAUUGUUGGCGCAGCAAGCCAAGUGCCGGGGAUCAACAGCCUGAUCGGACGGAUAGGGGCGAAGAAAAGGAGAGAUGGCAUAAUCCUGGGAAGCUUCAUUGCGUUUUGUUUUCUGAUGUUACUGUGGUUCUGGUGAUUAAGGUUGUUACAAGGGAGCGUACAUUUGGCACGGCGUCGUGGGCGUUAGGGACGGAGUUUGGAGGAUGCGUGAUGGACAAUCACAUUUGUUGGGUUUGCAUGGUGCAGGACAUGCGCAACUGUUGAAGCAGCAUCGUUCAAAUUGUACUAUUACAUUUCUUCUUACAUUGGCCAGCUUGAAUGGACAAAUACACAGCAGCCUCUAUACUGCAGCAGUUGCAGCUACAGCCUUCAC
Mytilinidion resinicola is the source of this 958-nucleotide messenger RNA. RefSeq names its product V-snare-domain-containing protein. Bases 41 to 721 code for a protein of 226 amino acids. Gene Ontology annotation, biological process: vesicle fusion; endoplasmic reticulum to Golgi vesicle-mediated transport. Lineage: Eukaryota; Fungi; Ascomycota; Dothideomycetes; Mytilinidiales; Mytilinidiaceae. Gene Ontology annotation, molecular function: SNAP receptor activity. The record is from RefSeq and is a predicted model, not a curated record. Gene Ontology annotation, cellular component: Golgi membrane; SNARE complex; Golgi medial cisterna. The transcript is spliced from 3 exons.